Messenger RNA from Penicillium cataractarum, 1731 nucleotides. Its product is annotated as sugar porter family MFS transporter. Gene Ontology annotation, cellular component: plasma membrane. The coding region runs from base 1 to 1731 and encodes 576 amino acids. Gene Ontology annotation, molecular function: carbohydrate:proton symporter activity. Gene Ontology annotation, biological process: transmembrane transport; carbohydrate transport. Lineage: Eukaryota; Fungi; Ascomycota; Eurotiomycetes; Eurotiales; Aspergillaceae. The transcript is spliced from 3 exons. The record is from RefSeq and is a predicted model, not a curated record.
AUGGGCUUCAAGAACCCUUUUCAGAAACGGACGGAGGAUGUAUACGGCGACACCGACGUGCCUAGAGAAUCGAUUUCCACGGCAGAACGUGAGAAAGCUGCCCAUGAUGUCGUUGAUACACCUAUCCCGCUGUUGACCUGGCGCUCUACUUUGAUGGGUGUGUUUGUCUCCAUGGGUGGCUUCCUGUUCGGAUACGACACUGGUCAGAUAUCGGGUUUCUUGGAAAUGGAAAAUUUUUUGCAACGCUAUGGUCAGCUAGGAUCUGAUGGGACCUAUUACUUCAGCAACGUGCGAUCGGGUCUUAUCGUCGGUCUGUUGUCAAUCGGUACUUUGAUGGGUGCAUUGGUCGCAGCCUUCAUCGCGGAUCGCGUGGGACGCAAAUGGUCGAUUAGUGGUUGGUGCGUGAUCGUCUGUGCUGGUAUCACUGUACAGAUUUCUUCACCAUCAGGCAAAUGGUAUCAGGUCGCUUUGGGCCGUUGGACUGCAGGUCUCGGCGUCGGUGCUUUGUCCUUGCUUGUGCCCAUGUACCAGGCCGAGUCUGGACCAAGACAUAUUCGAGGAUCAUUGAUCAGUACUUACCAGUUGUUCAUUACUCUGGGUAUCUUCGUCGCCAAUUGUAUCAACUUCGGAACCGAAGCUAACACCGACACUUCAUCAUGGCGUAUCCCCAUGGGAAUCACCUAUCUCUGGGCUGUCAUCUUGGGAGUGGGAAUGGCAAUGUUCCCCGAAAGUCCCCGCUACGACUACCGUCAUGGCAAAGUGGACAAGGCAAUUGACACCCUAUCAAAGAUCUACGGUGUCCCUCGUAACCAUCGCGUCCUUAUCAUCGAAUUCGACGAGAUCAAGCAAAAGUACGAAGAAGAAGUUCGCAACGGCGAAGUCACUUGGGUACAAAUGUUCCGCGCUCCAACGAUGAAAUACCGUGUCGCCGUCGGCGUCGCCCUCCAAGCUCUGCAGCAGCUGACCGGUGCAAACUACUUCUUCUACUACGGCACAACCGUCUUCAAAGGCGCCGGGAUUCAAAACAGUUACGUGACCCAGAUGAUCCUGGGUGGUGUCAAUUUCGGCACCACAUUCCUGGGUCUAUACCUGAUUGAACACUACGGUCGUCGUCGCUCGCUUAUUGUCGGUGCAUUGUGGAUGUUUGUCUGCUUCAUGAUUUUCGCCUCGGUGGGCCACUUCUCUCUUGAUCGUGAGAAUCCCGAAAACACAAAGUCUGCCGGCGUGGCCAUGGUGGUAUUUGCUUGCCUCUUCAUUCUCGGCUUCGCAAGUACUUGGGGUCCCAUGGUGUGGACAAUUAUUGCCGAGUUGUAUCCCUCGCAGUACCGUGCGCGUGGUAUGUCGCUUGCUACCGCAUCCAACUGGCUCUGGAACUUCCUGCUGGCAUUCUUCACGCCAUUUAUUGUUAGUGCUAUCGACUUCCGGUUCGGUUAUGUUUUUGCGGGCUGUUUGUUCCUUGCAGCGGGUCUGGUUUACUUUGCUGUUAUCGAGGGUCAGGGACGUACGCUUGAGGAAAUUGAUACUAUGUAUCUGAUGAAGGUGAAGCCGUGGAAAAGCUCCAAGUUUGAGUUCCCAGCUGAUCCUGCGGUUAUUCGCGGCUCGUUUGAUAAGGGAGAGGGAGCUUCGGCUCAUGUGCCGAACUCGACUGGCGUGUUGGAGGAUGAUGUCCCUACUGUACCGGAGACUGGGGCUACAGGGACAGGUGCCGCGGAGACCCGAGCUGAGGCUUAA